AUGCGUCGCAUUCUAGAAGUGGAACUGAUGCUCUUCUACGUUACUACGACCGGCCCGUCAAUUCCCUUCGACAACAAAACCUCAUACGACUUAUUUGUCAAGGCAAUUCCUCGCAUGGCGCUCAAAUCGGACGCCUUACUCUACACUGUCUAUGCAUUUGCUUCCCUCCACCGCACUAAGACCACAGGAGGGGACGACCCAGCUAUCCCUUCGCCGACCACCGUCGCAUUGGCGCGCGAGCAUUAUCAGCUCUAUGUGCAACUCGCAUUCCAGCGCCAUCAUCAGGAACUGUCGCAGUUGUCGCGCCAAAAUGUGGACCUGGUGGUCAUGACGGCAAACUUGAUGCGAUUGAUUGCCUUUUUCAUGCUAUCGGAGCGUACACUGGAGCCCUACGCACCGCCUCUCGACUGGCUUCAAAUUACAAAAAGCCACGCAAGAGUCUUCCGGACGGCUUGGGACCUCAUCGGCGAAGACAGUUCCACUCAAACCGCCAAACUUAUCCGUGCAACUCCAAUAGUUUGGAACCAUGAAGAGCGUGAGGGAACAGACAAGCGCCAGGAUCUACAAUAUAUCCUUCUAUUCCGAAUUGCAGGAGACCCUGAAGAUGACCCAGUUUCUUGGGAUGCUGGGACACGGCGAGCGUACGAAUCGACACUCAGUUACAUUGGCGGCAUAUGGCAAUCCGUGCAGCGGAACGAGCCGCUAGGGCCCAUUGGGCGGAUGCUAGUAUUAUUCCCCAUACUGGUUGACAAGCGCUUCAUUGAGCUUGUUAGUGAAGCCCGUCCUCGCGCACUGGUGGUAAUGGCGCACUAUUUUGCACUCGUCACAAUUCUGCGCUCUUUUUGGUUCGUUGGAAACACAGGCUUUCGUGAAGUUAAAGCUAUUGCAAAGUAUAUCCCUGCGCCUUGGAAAGAUCUGCUAGAUUGGCCCCUGCAUGUUGUUCAGCAAGGUCUGCCAUACUGCCCAACACCUGGGCCGCCUCCGGAGAGUUAA
Messenger RNA from Penicillium riverlandense, 993 nucleotides. RefSeq lists its product as uncharacterized. The coding region runs from base 1 to 993 and encodes 330 amino acids. Gene Ontology annotation, biological process: regulation of transcription by RNA polymerase II. Gene Ontology annotation, molecular function: DNA-binding transcription activator activity, RNA polymerase II-specific. The transcript has a single exon. NCBI's taxonomy places the organism in Eukaryota, Fungi, Ascomycota, Eurotiomycetes, Eurotiales, Aspergillaceae. The record is from RefSeq and is a predicted model, not a curated record.